AUGAUUCUGUGGUCACUUUUGAAUCCACAAUAUACAUAUGCAAUGUUCUAUAGAAUUGGCUUGAAAUUUAUCGAGUUUUACAUUUUAUGGUCGACGUAUGCAUCAGUGAAGAUAUUUGAGGGAUUGAGGAAGAAGAAACCAUCAAAAUUAUCGUAUUUCCAGUACGAUUGCAUUCUAUCGGCACUUACAGAUUUUAUAGCACUUUCAAUAUUCAUUCAUCAAUAUUUAUUUUAUCGAAAAGGGUUGGAAUUCAUUGUGGUUUAUGGAUGCUUACUUCUCAUAAAUUUAACAUUUCUUGCGUCAAUAAAAGUCAUCAGCUCACAUCUUCAACAACAUUUGAAUGCUCAGCACAAUUUACAUGACAUUAUGUUGAAUCAGACUGAAUGUAAUGCAUCGGAAUCAUUUGAUAAUUGGAUACGAAAGAUUGAUAAGCCAACUGAAUCCAAUUAUACAUUUCAAGUUGUAAUUGACGAGAUCAAUUCAAUUUAUAGCUGA
Molecule: messenger RNA, 495 nt
Organism: Chironomus riparius
Lineage: Eukaryota; Metazoa; Arthropoda; Insecta; Diptera; Chironomidae
Source: the annotation of a GenBank genome assembly